Molecule: messenger RNA, 307 nt
Organism: Aspergillus glaucus CBS 516.65
Lineage: Eukaryota; Fungi; Ascomycota; Eurotiomycetes; Eurotiales; Aspergillaceae
Exons: 1
Coding region: 68-226 (52 amino acids)
Source: RefSeq, a predicted model, not a curated record
GCUUACGUGAAAGAGGAGCUCAGCUGGAAGGAUUGUACGGGGGACUCUGGAAGAAUUGUCGUCAAGCAUGAUCGACGGCAGUGGGAUGUAUUCUCUUGCGGUCCUAGUCGGUUUGGUGAUGAUUGAAACUUGGGACGGCAUCAGUCGUCGUGUUGCUCUUGGGCAAGCAUAUCUGGUGGCUUGGAUUAAGACGUGUCCCCGGUUCUCAACUUCUGUCGUUGCUUGAAGGAAGUAUCGUAUCAAUGGUCUGGUUUUUGGUCAAUGUCACUCCUCAUACGCGCAUAAGCAUAUUGUCCUAAGGUUGGAG